This is a messenger RNA of Sarcophilus harrisii (Tasmanian devil), 2993 nucleotides long. Its product is annotated as SNW domain-containing protein 1. Gene Ontology annotation, cellular component: spliceosomal complex. The record is from RefSeq and is a predicted model, not a curated record. The transcript has a single exon. Gene Ontology annotation, biological process: mRNA splicing, via spliceosome. Bases 936 to 2546 code for a protein of 536 amino acids. Lineage: Eukaryota; Metazoa; Chordata; Mammalia; Dasyuromorphia; Dasyuridae.
UAGCCAAUAUUCUGCUGAAAUGAAGGCUGGUCCCAAGAUCUAUGGAAAGAUAAUCAGAACAUUACACCAGGGCACUAGGACAUCUGAUGCCCAUGAAUCACAAGAUAUUUAGGGUCAUUUUGUCUGAGGCCAGAUGUCAGGGUUAUCUUUAAAUAUCUUGAAGAAAAAAAUUCUUAAACCCUGGAGAAAAGCAAGUGUUCAGACUUAAAACUAAUUCUGAAGGUGUAAAACCUAGGCCAAGCUGCUUAACAGUAUGGAACUGCAUAAGAGAUGUUUCCACCAGGAUUUUCAAGUUAGCUAAUCUCAAUUAGCAUGUGAUGAUCCCAGAUAAGCUUGUGACUAAGGCCUGAAGAGCUCUGCUAGAAAUUCACCCUCAGUUUAAUUGAUGACCUUAAGAAAGGCCCUUUGAUAAUCACCAAAAAGAAUCAAUUCUAUCAUUUUAGUUAUAGACCUAGGAGUAGGGGUUGAGAGCAAAAUUCUUCUUGUAGUUCUUCAAAGGAGGAUCCUUCCAGGAUGUAAUAUUCUCAAAAUACAAUGGAUCUAACUAUGCUAAAUGCUACAGCAACUGCUAUGAGGACCAUUGAAUAACACCAUAUGUACACGUAGCAAGGCUAGUUCCAAAUCAAAAACCAAGGCAAGUAGCAUUAUAGAACCAGCCAACUGGUCAGUGUACAAGGAGAAAUCAGUGUGGGGUGGAAUUAUGAUGUCUUUGUAGGAUCCAAUAUUUUUUCCCCUGUACAAACUCUACACUUUCCUUAUUAUGUGAAGAGUCCAAUUUCAUUAUGGCCUUCAAGUGAUUCUUAACUGUUAGAAUCCUUAUAGAGUGUUAACUCCCUGGCCCUGGCCAGGGAGUGUGAACUCACUUUGAGUUCACACCUUUAAAAGAUCACAUAUAUAGGCCCAGUAAACCUCUUCCAGCUCAGUUGCAGCAGAAGAUGGCUCUGACCAGCUUCUUACCUGCUCCAACUCAGCUUUCUCAGGACCAGCUUGAGGUUGAGGAAAGAGCAAGAUCACAAAGAUCAAGGCAGACUGCCUUGGUCUCGUCGAGACGAGAACCUCCCCCUUACGGGUAUCGGAAAGGUUGGAUACCUCGUUUGUUAGAGGAUUUUGGAGAUGGAGGUGCCUUUCCAGAAAUACACGUGGCCCAGUACCCAUUGGAUAUGGGAAGAAAGAAGAAAAUGUCUAAUGCAUUGGCCAUUCAGGUGGAUGCAGAGGGAAAAAUUAAAUAUGAUGCAAUUGUUCGACAGGGACAAUCAAAGGACAAGGUCAUUUAUGGCAAAUACACUGACCUGGUACCCAAAGAAAUUAUGAAUGCAGAUGACCCAGACCUGCAAAGACCUGAUGAAGAAACCAUUAAAGAGAUAACAGAAAAGACAAGGGUAGCUCUAGAGAAAUAUGUGUCUCAGAAGGUUGCUGCUGCUAUGCCAGUUCAAGCUGCAGAUAAACUAGCUCCAGCUCAGUAUAUCUGUUAUACACCAUCUCAGCAAGGAGUAGCUUUCAAUUCUGGAGCUAAGCAAAGAGUUAUUCGGAUGGUGGAAAUGCAAAAAGAUCCAAUGGAGCCUCCAAGAUUCAAAAUUAAUAAGAAAAUUCCUCGUGGGCCUCCUUCUCCUCCUGCACCUGUUAUGCAUUCUCCUACUCGAAAGAUGACUGUGAAAGAGCAGCAAGAAUGGAAAAUUCCACCUUGUAUUUCAAACUGGAAAAAUGCAAAGGGCUAUACUGUUCCAUUAGACAAACGUCUGGCUGCUGAUGGGAGAGGACUGCAGACAGUCCACAUAAAUGAAAACUUUGCCAAACUAGCUGAAGCUCUUUACAUUGCUGAUAGAAAGGCUCGUGAGGCAAUAGAGAUGCGAGCUCAAGUAGAGAGAAAGAUGGCCCAAAAGGAAAAGGAGAAACAUGAAAAGAAGCUUCAAGAAAUGGCCCAGAAAGCUCGGGAGAGAAGAGCUGGAAUCAAGACCUAUGCAGAAAAAGAGGAUGGUGAGGCUCGGGAACGAGAUGAAAUAAGACAUGAUAGAUGCAAAGAGAGACAACAUGACAGAAAUCUUUCCAGAGCAGCUCCUGAUAAGAGGUCAAAAUUACAGAGAAAUGGGAAUCGAGAUAUCAGUGAAGUCAUUGCUCUUGGUGUGCCCAACCCUCGGACUUCCAAUGAAGUUCAGUAUGACCAGAGACUAUUCAACCAAACUAAGGGUAUGGACAGUGGUUUUGCUGGUGGAGAAGAUGAAAUUUAUAAUGUUUAUGAUCAAGCAUGGAGAAGUAGCAAAGACAUGGCUCAAAACAUCUACAGACCCAGCAAAAAUCUGGACAAAGACAUGUAUGGUGAUGACCUAGAGGCUCGAAUAAAGACCAACAGAUUUGUUCCUGAUAAGGAGUUCUCUGGCUCAGAUCAUAGACAGCGAGGCCCUGAAGGACCAGUUCAAUUUGAAGAUGAUCCCUUUGGCCUGGACAAGUUUUUGGAAGAAGCUAAACAGCAUAGAGGGUCUAAAAGACCCUCAGACAGCAGCUGCCCUAAGGAACAUGAACAUGAAGGCAAGAAGAGGAGAAAGGAGUAAGGUAGCCUCUCAGAAGAGAAUGAACUAUUAUCCUUACUUGGAUGACAGUGGUCAUUGAGGAAUUCUAUGUAAAUGGUCAUGAUGAAAACCAAAUCUGCAAUUGUAGAUCCCAUUACUUUUUGUUACUGGGGUUAAGGGAAAAAGGGAAGUAUACUUUAAAGUAGUCUUUAAGGAGAUGGGCCACAUUAUCAGUGUAAGGUUUUUCUUUCCCCCUCUCAGUCAAGCCAUCUUUUCCCAACUCCAUUAACAUUGAAAGAAGCUCCAUACUACUUUAGCCAUAGCAAAUUAAGAUUUUAUCUUUAAUGAUAUUGGUUUGGUGGAUUAAUAUUUCAUAGUAGAAUUAGUUGUGUGUGUGGGGGGGGAAGUGGGUGGUAGAGAUAAGGUGAAGAGCUUCCAGCAGCUGAACUUCCAAGGAUGUGUAACUUCCUCUUCUGUAUUUUUAGUUUU